GAUGACCUAACCACCAGUCCUUUGGUGACCAUGGGCGGGAUGGCGCGCGCUGUGCUGUGGUGCUUGGUGGUGGCGUGCGCGCUGCACGUGUCGCGUGCUACGUGCCCGUGGGCGUGCUCGUGCAGGGCGGCUGCAGCCGACUGCGCGCACAGAGGGCUCCUGCACGUGCCCAAGAGGCUGCCUACUGACUCCCAUCGAUUAGACCUCCAGGGCAACAACAUAACCAUAAUUUUCCAGAGCGACUUUCAAAACCUGAAGGAACUGAAAAUAUUACAACUCUCGGAGAAUUUAAUCCACACGGUGGAAAGGGACGCGUUUCUUGAACUGAAUGGAUUGGAACGACUGAAAAUGAACAAUAACCGUAUCGGCCAGUUGGCUGACGGUCUGUUCAUGAGACAGAGACACCUGCAGAGAUUGGAUCUGAGCCGCAAUGAGCUCACUGCGAUCAGCCGGCGCACCUUCCGAGGACUGACGGCCCUCAAGAGCUUACACCUGGAUGGCAACCAGCUGAAGUGUGUUGAUGAGAAGGCGCUGGAGCAUCUCAAGAGUCUGGAAGUGUUGACGCUAACGAGCAAUAACCUGACAUAUCUGUCAUUGGAGCCUGUAGCAGUAACAAGAUUGCAUACCCUACGACUGACUGACAAUCCUAUAGUCUGUGACUGUAGAGUUGCCAGAUUAGCGACUGCCGUCCGAGCUGCUAACUUAAUGGGAGUCGGUGCUAAAUGCCAGGCGCCUGCCACUUUGAGAGGAGCACUUCUAACGGAGUUGGAUCACGAACAGUUCUGCAACGGCCCGACCACUGCCAUAACUGGUGAAUGUUCAGCGGAGCCCCGCUGCCCACCGCCAUGCCGUUGUACUCCCGAAGGCACCGUCGACUGCAGAGAGAAACUAUUGUCCGAGCUACCAUCCGCCAUACCACAUCGAGCUACUGAGAUCCGCCUAGAACAGAACGAGAUAACCGAGGUGGGACCGGCCGCUUUCUCAGCUGUGAAACGCGUGGCCCGUAUAGAUAUAUCCAAUAACAAGAUCACGAAGAUAGCUGCCGACUCCUUCAGUGGGCUCACGCAUCUAACAUCCUUGGUAUUGUACGGAAACAAAAUUAAAGACUUGCCUUCCGGAAUAUUCCAUGGACUGACAUCGCUACAGUUGUUAUUGCUGAAUUCAAACGAAAUUACAUGUGUGAGAAAAGAUACAUUCAGGGAUUUGCAGAACUUAAAAUUAUUAUCGCUAUAUGAUAAUAAUAUAAGAUCUAUACCAAACGGAACAUUCGACUCCCUAACUGGAAUACAAACCUUACAUCUAGGUCACAAUCCUUUCGCAUGCGAUUGUUCCCUCCGAUGGCUGGCUGCGUACCUUCGAAAGAACCCCAUAGAGACAUCAGGGGCGAAGUGCGACUCCCCCAAACGGAUGAGCAGGAAACGAAUUGACGCAUUAAGGGAAGAAUACUUUAAAUGCAAACCCGGCGAGGAGUGGGACAACGUGUGCUCGGGCGGGGCCGCGUGCCCGGCCGCGUGCUCGUGCGAGCUCGCCCCUCGCGCGGUGUCAGUCAGCUGCACGCGCGCGGCGCUGCACGAGAUUCCGCGCGACCUGCCUCUCAACACCGAUGCGCUUAUAAUCCCAGAUAAUAACUUGGGUCAGAUCAAGUCAGACGGCUUGUUCGGAAGACUUCCAGACCUCACCAAACUGGACUUCAGGAAUAAUGGUAUAACAGUGAUAGAAGAUAACGCUUUCGACGGUGCCGCAAACAUCCAAGAGUUACUGCUGGAUGGAAACCAGCUGCAAACAGUCACCGACAAGAUGUUCUUCGGACUCCAUAGUCUCAGCAUACUAUCUCUCACCAACAAUAAGAUCAGGUGUAUCACCCCUGGCGCCUUUGAUCACCUCUCCAUGCUGUCUACUCUGAACUUGGAUUCCAAUCCACUGGACUGCACGUGCCACCUGGCCUGGUUGUCCACAUGGCUACGUGAGCGUGGCCUCUCCCCAGGAGCCACCUGCCGCUCCCCACCAGCUCUCCUCAACAACGAAAUACACCAAUUAGAUGUCGCCGCCUUCAAAUGCACACCUGCGGACGUGGGCUGCCUGUCGCGCGACUACUGCCCGGCCGCGUGCGCGUGCGCCGGCACCGUCGUGCGCUGCGCCCGCGCCGGCCUGCAAGCGCUGCCGCCCGCGCUGCCGCGCCACACCUCCGAGCUGUACCUGGAAUCCAACGAGAUAACCUCGAUCUCCUCGGAGCAGAUCCGCCACCUGACCCAGCUGACCAGGCUGGACCUGUCCAACAACAAGAUUGGUGUACUCUCCAACAAUACCUUCGAAGGUCUCACCAAGCUCUCCACCCUCAUCGUCAGCUAUAACAACUUGAGAUGCGUUCAGCGCGACGCCCUCAAAGGUCUGACGCAGCUCCGCGUGCUAUCUCUGCACGGCAACAAUAUCUCGAUGCUGGCUGAGGGCGCGUUCAGAGAUCUGAAAUCUAUCUCACACGUUGCGCUGGGUUCGAACCCGCUGUACUGCGACUGCGGGCUGCGCUGGCUGUCGGAGUGGGUGAAGUCGGCCCGCGAGUACGUGGAGCCCGGCAUCGCGCGCUGCGCCGAGCCCGCCGCCAUGCGGGACAAGCUCGUACUCAGCACGCAGUCACAGGCCUUCCUCUGUCAAGGUCCGGCACCCGGUGCGCUGGUGGCCAAGUGCGACAGCUGCCACAGCUCCCCGUGCGGCAACGGCGGCGCCUGCACCGCGGCCGGCGGCGGCUUCCGCUGCAGCUGCGCGCGAGGCUUCACCGGACCCACCUGCCGCGCGCGCAUCGACGCCUGCUACGGGGCGCCCUGCCGCCACGGGACCUGCCGCCUGCUCGAGGAGGGCCGCUUCAGAUGUGCAUGCCAACCCGGGUAUACGGGGGUUCGAUGCGAGCAGAACAUCGACGACUGCGUGUCCCACCGCUGCCAGAAUAACGCCACCUGCGUCGACCGCCUCGAGGGCUACACCUGCAAGUGCUCGCCCGGCUACAUGGGCGAGUUCUGCGAGAAGAAGAUCCCCUUCUGUACCCCUGAGUUCAACCCGUGCGCUAACGGUGCGCAGUGCACGGACCACGGCAGCCACUACACCUGCUCGUGUCCGAGGGGCUACUCCGGACAGAACUGCACCAUCAACCCGGACGACUGCGUCAAUCAUAUGUGCCAGAACGGCGCCCGGUGCGUGGACGGCCUGGAGGAGUACGAGUGCGAGUGCGGCGCGGGGUUCGCGGGACGAUACUGCGAGGCGGCGCCCCACGCCGCGCUCGGGACAUCGCCCUGCGCGCACCACGACUGCCUGCACGGCGUGUGCUACCUGCCGCCCGCCCCCGCACUGCCCGCCCUCGACGAUAUCAUGAUGGAGAGGCCGGCGCUGGUCGCUGCCAACGAGUACCUCUGCAAAUGCGCGCCCGGAUACUCUGGUCGCUUUUGCGAGUACCUCACUUCCCUCACAUUCAACCACAACGACUCCCUCGUGGAGCUGGAGCCGCUACACACCACGCCGCAAGCAAAUGUCACGUUAGUGUUCAGCACGACACAGCUCCACGGCGUGCUGCUAUACGUCGGUGAUAACGAGCACCUGGCCGUGGAGCUGUUCAAUGGACGCAUACGCAUCAGCUACGACGUUGGCAAUUACCCAACUUCCACCAUGUACAGUUUCGAGAUGGUCUCCGACGGCAAUUACCACAAAGCUGAACUGCUGGCCGUGAAGAAAAACUUCACGCUGCGUGUGGACGACGGGCCCGCCAGGUCUAUCAUAAAUGAAGGGUCUAAGGAGUAUCUGCGAGUUGAACGCCCCAUGUACCUGGGCGGAGUGCCGGAAGACAUCGCCAAGGACGCCUUCUCCAAAUGGCAUCUCAGGAACAUCACCAGCUUCAAAGGGUGCUUGAAGGAGGCUUGGAUCAACCACAAGCGUGUGGACUACGUGAACGCAGCGCGCACGCAGCGUACCACCGCCGGGUGCGGCGAGGAUGAACCCGCACUACCGCCCGCUAGAGUUGUCACUCUGCAGGAGGACGGCGCCCACACGCAGGACCCGUGCGUGCCGAACCCGUGCGCGCGCGGCGGGCGCUGCGUGCGCGAGCAGGGCUCCGCCUCCGACUACACGUGCCGCUGCCGCGCCGGCACCGCCGGGGCGCAGUGCGAGCUCAGGGCCUCCGUCGGUGGCGCCCCAGUAAUAAGUCAGAGCAAGCUGCCACCACGCAAGCAGCCCUUCAGUAACGUGCAGGCAUCGCCAGCAUCUCCGGCCGUGAAGCAAGAGCUGCCCGCGGAGCAUGCGCCCACUGCAGGGGGCUGCAGGAAGGAGGCCACUCGAGAGUUCAUCUCUGAAGGCACGUGCAGCAGCCGCCGCGCGGUGCGGGGCGCGCGCUGCACCGGGGGCGACCGCGGGGGGGCGCCGCGCGCGGCCUGCUCGCGCGGACUCUGCUGCGCGCCCAGGAAGACCAAGAAGAGAAAGAUCCGGCUAGUAUGUGCGGACGGUACACGCUACACCAAAGAAAUAGAAAUAGUGCGCAAAUGUGCGUGCAGUAAAAAGUGUUCCCGCCAAACCAGCCCUUUCUUACAUUAGAUAUCCAUCCUACAUCUUAAUUCAUAACACAACUACUAUAGUAUAUAAAACCUGCCACAGAUUAUAACCGCCAAAAUAU
Molecule: messenger RNA, 4648 nt
Organism: Achroia grisella
Lineage: Eukaryota; Metazoa; Arthropoda; Insecta; Lepidoptera; Pyralidae
Gene: sli
Product: protein slit
Exons: 37
Coding region: 31-4569 (1512 amino acids)
Biological process (GO): negative chemotaxis; axon guidance
Molecular function (GO): calcium ion binding; heparin binding; Roundabout binding
Source: RefSeq, a predicted model, not a curated record